CACUGCCUCUGCCGCUGGAGUUUCCCACCAGAAUUGGGCGAUUGACGUAUCCCCCAUGGCCUCGGGGGCCUCAAUGGUCAGAACUGAGCAGUAAUCAAUGUAGGCACAGGUCGAACUUUAUUACCAAGCACUCGAUAGUAGCUGCAGGAACAGCCGCACGUCCUAAAAAGUACAGACGGCUUUACAGGAGGAUGUAGCAGAAUCAAAAACAGCUCUUCGGGUGGCAGAUACAUUGUGGCUUCCUUUGGGUGCGGAGAGCCGUCUAGAAGCUUUUCCAAUUUGUCUCAAAGAUGAUUUUUUUUCUCUCUGGAUGUGAAGUGGAAGAUUCAAGGCUUUUGUGGUGCAGUUGUGGAGCCCUGAACCUCACGACCUGACGGAGGACCUGGACAUUUCUGAGUUCUUCUGCACAUCCAGUGUCUGCGCACUGACCUCGUACCAUCGAGCAGAGGUCCGAACUCGGAGGGAGACGCCGUCUCACCCUGAGACUUCAAUUCGUCCCCAUUCCAGGCGGUGAGGACUCACCGAUUCACUGACCCCGCUGGUCUGCAGGGGUCCCACCAUGGGGAAGACUGGGAAAAGUACAGUGGAUUUAAACUCCCCAACAGAGGUCAAACAAGCCGUUCCCUUUGAGGAGCUGGAUCCUGCGGCGCAGCUUGUAGAUGAAGAGCAGAAGAAAGAAGAGCCACCUGACAGGGGGAGUUGGAAGGGGAGGUUUGAUUUCCUUCUGUCAUGCGUGGGAUACGCCAUUGGCCUGGGAAAUGUCUGGAGGUUCCCUUAUCUGUGCGGCAAGAAUGGCGGAGGGGCCUUUCUGAUCCCGUACUUUUUGACCCUUGUGUUUGCGGGGAUUCCUCUCUUCUUCCUGGAGACGGCUCUGGGACAGUUCACCUCAGUAGGAGGCCUGGGAGUGUGGAGGCUCAUCCCUAUGAUGAAAGGUGUUGGUUUAGCUUCGGUAGUCCUGUCUUUCUGGCUCAACAUCUACUAUAUUAUCAUCAUUGCCUGGGCACUCUACUACCUAUUCAACUCCUUUGGUUCGGAGCUGCCUUGGCAGAGCUGCGAUAACUCCUGGAACACAGAGAAAUGCUUUUGCAACUACAGUCUGACCGACACCACAAACCUGACCAGUGCCGUCACAGAGUUCUGGGAGCGUAACAUGCACCAGUUGACCGACGGGCUGGAGGAGCCAGGCGAGGUUCGCUGGCCCUUAGUGGGCACCCUGGCGCUGGCGUGGGUCCUCGUCUAUUUCUCCAUCUGGAAAGGAGUGGAGUGGACAGGGAAGGUGGUGUAUUUCUCUGCCACGUAUCCCUACGUCAUGCUGUUCAUCCUCUUCUUCCGUGGGGUCACUCUGCCCGGAGCCAUUGAUGGCAUCCUCUUCUACAUCACUCCCGACUUCAACAAGCUCACCCGCUCUGAGGUGUGGCUGGACGCGGCGACUCAGAUCUUCUUCUCCUACGGACUGGGCCUCGGUUCGCUCAUCGCGCUGGGGAGCUACAACACUUACAAUAACGACGUAUACAGGGACUCCAUCAUUGUGUGCUUCAUCAACUCCUGCACCAGCAUGUUCGCUGGCUUCGUCAUCUUCUCCAUCGUAGGCUUCAUGUCCCAUAUUACCAAGAAACCGGUCAAGGAAUUAGCAGCAUCAGGUCCAGGUCUGGCGUUUUUAGCUUACCCUCAGGCUGUCACCCAGCUGCCCAUGUCUUCUCUGUGGGCCAUCCUCUUCUUCUCCAUGCUCAUGAUGCUGGGCCUGGACAGUCAGUUCUGCACAGUGGAAGGCUUCGUCACCGCUCUGAUGGAUGAAUAUCCCCUGGUGCUGAGGAAGAGGAAGAAGAUCUUCAUCCUGCUUGUCUGCCUGGUGUCUUUCGUCAUCGGCAUCUCCAACAUCACACAGGGUGGCCUCUACGUGUUCAAGCUGUUCGAUUACUACUCGGCCAGCGGGAUGUGUCUCCUCUAUCUCGUCUUCUUCGAGACUGUGUCCAUAUCCUGGUUUUAUGGAGCCGACAGGUUUUAUGACAACAUUGAGGACAUGAUUGGCUAUCGGCCGUGUGGCUGGUGGAAGCUCUGUUGGAAGUUCUUCACUCCGCUGAUCUGCCUGGGGGUGUUUACCUUCAGCGCCAUUGAGAUGACCCCGCUGACCUUGGGGAAGUACGUCUACCCGCUGUGGGGCCAAGCGAUCGGCUGGUUUAUGGCUCUGUCUUCAAUGAUACUCGUCCCAGGUUACUUCAUCUUCAUGUUCUGCGUCUCCAAGGGAAACAUCAAGCAGCGUUGGCGGAAGAUGACAACUUCCAGUGAGGAUCAAAAGCCAUCGGAGCGCGAGGAAUUCGGACACACGGGGCGCGUGGGCGAAGCUCUCGUCUAGCGAGGAUUGUUCAGGCGGAAAUGAUUCCCGUCUGCCGGGACAAAUGGACAGAUUGAGUCUCGUUCAGCAUUUCACUAUGACGUUUUCUUCAAUUUGAAAGUAUGCCGGCAUAAUCUGGCAAAUGCAAGAAGAAAACAAGGCUUUUCGAUAUUGAUACAUGUAGAGGAUACGUUUCGUUUUGCAGUGAAAGAGUGAACUGGGACUACAAAUUGAACCUUAUAGAUCAGCAGCAAACCUCUACCCAUAUGCCACAUGUGUACCAUUGAUGUUUAGAUCUAUAUUCUACUUGUGAAAAAGAUUAUCUUUGUCUACAAACUCACCACAUACGACCUGAAUGUUGUUGUACGGAAGGGUUAGAAAAAUCUGGUAAAACUUGAUUUGAGGUGUAAAACUGUAAUCCAUCGAAGAUGAUGAGCUUGCUAUCGCUUAACCAGCCGGCCACUGUGGUAUUUUGUCGGGCAAUAAAUGUGUCGGCCAUCCAGGUUGUCUUAAUGAUUACAACAGACUUGAAUAGAAUACUAAUAUGACGAGAGUUGUACAAGUUCUUUUACUCAGACAUUCCCCAAUUUGAAGCACUUUGAGAUUGAGUCAUUGUCUUGUUGAUUAAAUGAUUAUAUUACGCUUUUGUUUCUAUAAAUGAUUCGUUUAAACCUGUAAUUACUUAUUGGUCACAUGGGGGCAGCAGAAACAAACUCUACACAGAAUACCAUCAUAUUACAGAAGAACAUCCUUUUAAAAGUUGCCAAGUAACACAUCCACUGGACAGAGUGUUUUUUAUCAAGCUUUUUUAAACACCAAAGAGCUUUCUGCUGCUGAUGAGAUUUGAUAUUCUCCAAAACAUUUCAGCUAAAAGACAGACAACAAUCUGUGGGUUUGUUUUUGCAUUCAGCCCCUUUGACAUUGUCACAUUUGUUCAUUAAAAUGUAUUGAUUAUAGUUGAUUCAUCCGUUUUGAUUAUACUUUCUGGAGUAUAAAAAAAACAUUAGCUGAGUUUAGGUUUAUGAUGUGAUGAGUGAUAAAAAAAAGUAUCUUAUCACAUAUAAGGGGAAUAAAUAGACUAAAUUUGGCUUUAGAGGUGUUAAAAAAUCUAAUGUAUACAACCAAGAAGCAAACGCCUUGUUGUGAAUAGACUUAAAUCAUCUUUAAUAGCAUGUUGAUAUACUGCAAAGACAAGUAGAGAGGGAUUCAGAGCUAACUGAGGGAUGGUUGAUGGUUUAUAUGUGUAACACUCAGUUUCCACUUGUCUCACAAUAAAUGUGUCCACUCUA
Messenger RNA from Gasterosteus aculeatus aculeatus (three-spined stickleback), 3621 nucleotides. RefSeq names its product sodium- and chloride-dependent GABA transporter 1. Gene Ontology annotation, biological process: nitrogen compound transport; amino acid transport; neurotransmitter transport. The record is from RefSeq and is a predicted model, not a curated record. Gene Ontology annotation, molecular function: gamma-aminobutyric acid:sodium:chloride symporter activity. Gene Ontology annotation, cellular component: plasma membrane. Lineage: Eukaryota; Metazoa; Chordata; Actinopteri; Perciformes; Gasterosteidae.